Messenger RNA from Phymastichus coffea, 1395 nucleotides. RefSeq names its product piggyBac transposable element-derived protein 3-like. The coding region runs from base 1 to 1395 and encodes 464 amino acids. The transcript has a single exon. Lineage: Eukaryota; Metazoa; Arthropoda; Insecta; Hymenoptera; Eulophidae. Gene Ontology annotation, molecular function: sequence-specific DNA binding. The record is from RefSeq and is a predicted model, not a curated record.
AUGCCCAAAAGGAAAUCUAAUUGUAGACGUGAGAAUAGUAGUUCUGCAAAUUUGGAACAAUCCAGUCAACGGAAUCCAGUUGCACAAGGGUCCAUUGAGUAUGACGAACGUGGAGAAUUCAUCAAUGCUAAUAUUAUACCAAAUGCUGAAGAUUCUGGUGAAUCUGAUUCAGAUAUUUCAAUAAAUGGAAAUUCUGAUGAUUCUUCAGAAGACGAUUCAGGCUCGGAGCAAGUUGAUGAUUCCACGACGACGUUUAUUGUCAAUUCUUACGAUGAUGUUUACAAAAGUUACAGUGGUUCACAAAAGAAAUUAGAGAAUGAUCACCAGUACGAAUGGCUCAAUAGAGAGCAUAAUCAUAAUAGAACUUUCACAAAUGAGAUAUUCCUCAAAAAUUCGGAUAAAGAAAGCAUAUUGAAAAGUACUCCAACAAAUUUAUUUGAAUGCUUCUUCACUCUCGAAAUGAAGGAUCACAUCAUUGAAUGUACAAAAAUAAAUGGCUGUGAAAUGUCAAGGACUGAACUUGAUGUAUUCAUUGGUAUUAUUAUAUUUACUACAUACAUUAAAAGACUAUCUCAGAGAGAUUACUGGUCUACGGACUCACAUUUGAGAGCUGAACCGGUAGUAUCCGCAAUGUCCCGUAAAAGAUUUGAACAGAUCAAGUCAAAAAUCAAAUUUCAUAAGCUUGAAGAGAGAAAUAAUACUGAUAGGAUCUAUCGCGUCAGAAAAUUGACAGAUAUAUUUAGAAAAAAUUUGAUGCGUUAUGGUAUUUUUUCAACAGUAUUGUCAAUAUACGAAAUGAUGCUAAAGUUUUAUGGAAGAACAGUUUUGAGACAAUUCAUAAAAGGUAGGCCCGUGAGGUUCGGAAUCAAAAUGUGGGCCCUCUGCUGUGCCAAUGGCUAUCUUUUUGAUUUUGAAAUUUACUGUGGGAAAAAUUCUGAUACGGAUGGGGUAUUAUCAAAAUGUACUCUAGGUAAUCGUGUGGUUGUCAAUAUGCUGCAAGUAGUUUUCAGUACCGUAACUCUUCGUAACAGAGAUCAAUUGCACAUUUACUUCGAUAAUUUGUUCACUAGCCCAGAUUUACUUAUCCAUUUGAAAAAAUAUGGGUUGUGUGCUACUGGUACAGUUAGAGAAAAUAGAGUCUGUGUCAAAAAUAGUAUCCAAAAGAAAGACGAUCGAGGAAAAUAUGAGGUAAAACAUGAUCAGAAUAGUGGUUUGAAUUUCUUGACCGUAAUGGACUCGAAACCAGUCUCUAUUUUAUCAACUGCAGCUGGAGCAACACCACUAAGCCCUGUUCUACGUCGCCAAAAAGGUCAAAAAGAAAAGAGAGAACUUGACUUCCCAAGAGCUUUUUUGAUUUAUAAUAAAUUCAUGGGUGGAGUUGAUCUACGUACAUGA